ACGUAAUCCUCUCUUCGUCCCCCCCCCUCUUCAAAAUGUCUGCUCCUGCUGCUUUCUCCGACAUCGCCAAGGCGGCCAAUGAUCUCCUGAACAAGGAUUUCUACCACACCUCCGCUGCCAGCCUCGAGGUCAAGUCCAAGGCCCCCAAUGGCGUCACCUUCAACGUCAAGGGCAAGUCCGCCCACGAGGGUCCCAUUGCCGGCUCUCUCGAGGCCAAAUAUGUCGACAAGCCUACUGGUAAACGCCCCUUACGACGCAAACCACCUGACCCCAAUUGCACACCGCUGCGCGAGUCUAAGCCCAUGAAUUUCAUGGUUUCAUGCGGUCUGGUCUCGUCCAAGCGGCUUCUAUUCUUCUUCACUUCAAGAAUCAGCGAUCACGCAGUCAGGCUAAUAUUUCGUCCUCGCUCAGGCCUCACCCUCACCCAGGCUUGGACUACUGCCAACGCCCUCGACACCAAGCUCGAGCUGGACAACAACAUCGCCAAGGGCCUGAAGGCUGAGAUCCUGACCCAGUACCAGCCCGCUAAGCAGUCCAAGGGCGCCAAGCUCAACCUCCACUUCAAGCAGCCCAACCUGCACGCCCGUGCUUUCUUCGACCUGCUCAACGGCCCCUCCGCCAACUUCGACGCUGUCCUGGGCCACGAGGGCUUCCUCGUCGGUGCUGAGGGUGGCUACGACGUCCAGAAGGCUGCCAUCACCAAGUACUCCGCUGCCGUUGGCUACAGCGUUCCCCAGUACACCGCUGCCAUCACCGCCAGCAACAACCUGAGCGUCUUCGCCGCCAGCUACUACCACCGCGUUAACGCUCAGGUCGAGGCCGGUGCCAAGGCCACCUGGGACUCCAAGGUCGGCAACUCCGUCGGCCUUGAGGUUGCCAGCAAGUACCGCCUGGACCCCUCUUCCUUCGCCAAGGCCAAGAUCAACGACCGCGGUAUUGCCGCUCUGGCCUACAACGUUCUCCUGCGCCCCGGUGUCACCCUCGGCCUUGGUGCUUCCUUCGAUACCCAGAACCUCAACCAGGCUGCCCACAAGGUCGGUGCCAGCUUCACCUUCGAGGCUUAAGCGUGGCCUCCAUAUAUCAUUGGCGCCCCGUUUGCUCUUGGGAACUUCCAUAUAGCCUGAGGAUCGCAGAUUUUGAAACAUAAAUAAUUGCUAGAUAUGUCGUCAGGAUUGCGUCUGAAGAGGAGGGACAUUCUGGAGUGAGUGGGUCGGUACUGAAUGUCAUUUCUAUUUAAUUAUGUAUCGUAGCCAUGGACGAUAACUGUAUAUCAAUCAAGUCUACAUUUUCUUUGUUG
Messenger RNA from Aspergillus steynii IBT 23096, 1297 nucleotides. RefSeq names its product porin. The record is from RefSeq and is a predicted model, not a curated record. Gene Ontology annotation, molecular function: voltage-gated monoatomic anion channel activity. NCBI's taxonomy places the organism in Eukaryota, Fungi, Ascomycota, Eurotiomycetes, Eurotiales, Aspergillaceae. The transcript has 5 exons. Gene Ontology annotation, biological process: monoatomic anion transmembrane transport. Bases 36 to 1064 code for a protein of 342 amino acids. Gene Ontology annotation, cellular component: mitochondrial outer membrane.